This is a messenger RNA of Mizuhopecten yessoensis (Yesso scallop), 3740 nucleotides long. Its product is annotated as protein PRQFV-amide-like. The transcript has 4 exons. The record is from RefSeq and is a predicted model, not a curated record. Bases 161 to 2929 code for a protein of 922 amino acids. Lineage: Eukaryota; Metazoa; Mollusca; Bivalvia; Pectinida; Pectinidae.
UAGGGUGACAGUAACUAUAUUAUGUGAAUGCAAACAGCAGAGGUCUUUUUAAAGCAAUCGACAGCACGACGAACACGUUACCUGGUUAAGGAGGUCCCCGCAACAUUCGUCACAAGAACAACUCCUCUACCUGAACACCGAAAGUCUGAAGACCAGCAUUAUGAAAUUCUUGGAAACAUGUAUACUGGCACUUAUGUUAAUUACACAACAUAUCCUCGCUGAUGGGCCAGGUGCGGCAGGUUCAGAUGCUGCUGACAGGCUGGAACAAUACGACGGCAAUAGCGGAACAGACAUAUUAGCGCAAGAGAUAAAGCGGGCGCGUAUUCCGCAGUUUGUGGGUAAAAGGGACUACUUUGCGAAUGACGAUUUAGAUUUAUCUGAUGACAGUCAAAACAUGCCAAUAGAAGUUGCACAAGCAAUUGAGCGAAAUUUGCUCUCCAGCUUACUCGGUGGGUCAAACGAAGGUUUGCCCGAUGGUUCUGAAGGUGCAGCGCAAAGUGAAUAUUUUGGCAGACAAACCCGUUACACACCUUCGAUGGUAGGCCGAAGAAGCAAAUGGGUGCCUAAAUUCGUUGGCAAGCGACGAGGUCCACUUUUUGUUGGCAGGAGAAGAUCUCCAUAUUUCGUUGGGAAGCGCACUUCACAAACAGAUAACAAUUUGGCGGCAGAAAAGCGUAGGAACCCCAUGUUUGUCGGAAAGCGUGCUGAUCCAGUGCUGGUAGCGAGAGGUUUAUCAAAGCCAAUGUUCGUUGGACGUCGAGGUCACCCGAUGUUCGUCGGGCGACGAACGGCCAGCGGUGACCUUGAUAGCUCUAUAUUUAUGGGAAAAAGGUCAGUUGAAAAUCUUAAAUCUGGUCAAGGUUUGACUAGUCGCAGGAAACGAUCAGUAGACAAAACAACUGAACAUGUUGCAAUCAAUACAGCCACGAUAAAAGCUAUAAACCAAAAUAAGGCGAGACAACGAUUUCACUCUAAAGUGAAACGAAAAAAGCGAGAUAACUAUUCAAAACGCGAUCGACAGAAACGCGAUAGUGAUUUUAUUUUAGAUAAAGAUAGGCGGAACUUUGAUGCACCCUUUUUUGUCGGUAAACGGGGAUCAAAUCAUUUUGAAAAACUAUCAGCAACGUCCAGUAGAAUCACAACACUAAAUUCACACGACUCAAAAAUGCCGGUUCUUGUAGGGAAACGAAAUCGUGAAUUCAAUAUACCAGAUUUCGUUGGAAAGCGAUCACAACAUCCAAGUGAUAUGCUAAGAUUUCUGGAAAGACAGACUACAUCCAGAAUAACACAAUUAAAUAAUUUAAAUCCUCCCACGCUCAAUCAAUUCCCAAGUUCACAAUAUAAACGUUACAGCCCCCAUCAUUUCAUUGGUAAAAGAUACCCCCCUCCUAAUUUCAUUGGUAAACGAUAUAGCCCUCCUGAUUUCAUUGGUAAAAGAUAUAGCCCUCCCAAUUUCAUUAGCAAACGUUACAGCACCCCAGAUUUCAUCGGAAAGCGUUAUAGCUCUCCUGGUUUCAUCGGUAAACGUUAUAGUCACCAUGAUUUCAUUGUCAAACGUUCCAGCACCCCAGAUUUCAUCCGUAAGCGUUAUAGCUCUCCUGGUUUCAUCGGUAAACGUUAUAGUCCCCAUGAUUUCAUUGGCAAACGUUACAGCCCCAAUGAUUUCAUAGGUAAACGUAACAGCCCCAAUGAUUUCAUCGGCAAACGUUACAGCCCCAAUGAUUUCAUCGGUAAACGUUACAGCCCUCCUGAUUUCAUUGGUAAACGUCACAGCCCUCCUGAUUUCAUUGGUAAACGUAACAGCCCCAAUGAUUUCAUCGGUAAGCGUUACAGUCCUCCUGAUUUCAUUGGUAAACGUUACAGCCCUCCUGAUUUCAUUGGUAAACGUUACAGCUCCAAUGAUGAUUUUGAUAAACGUGGAUAUCAUUAUAGCUCUAUUGCGGUUGAACGUAAACGAGGAUUUAUUUCCCCUGAUUUCAUAGGUAAACGCGAACUUUCCCACAAGUUCCCAACUCUAGGUAGAAAGGGAGGACUACAAGAGGAAAAUUGGAAGAACAAAAAACGUCAAACUGAUAUACUUGAAGAACUUUCCAAACGUCCGGUGAAUGCAGUUAAUUCAAAAUAUCAAUACGAUCCAAGCAAUUUCUUUCAAAUGUCAAAAGACACCAAAAUAGAUUCAGAAGUUCCGGAAACUUUAAGCAAAAGUCCAAAUCAAUUAGAUAAUAGGAGCUAUCCGGAGGUGACAGAGUUCCUACCAGCAAUAGAAGAUGAUAACGAAGACCAGUCAACUUCCGGCGAAACUCCAACAAGUGAUAACAUGUCUAGGUUUAUUAGAAAACGCAGUUCUGAGGUUAUUCAGGAAGACCGCGAGAUCACGUUCACUCCUCCUGAUUUUAUAGGAAAACGUGCUUAUAGUGAACCAGACAUUGGAGAUAUGGAAUAUGUGUCAUCGGAUCGCUCAGAACCUUUCAAUUUCCCCUAUUUAGGGACAUAUCGUUUGAACCUAGGCAAAAACGAACCAUAUUCCGAUCUCGGAAUGCGACCAAGGAUUUCAGCUUCCAAAUUUCCGUCUGGUUCCCUAUCCAAAACUCCGUCCCUUGAUACGAGCUUUCUCCAUUUUUUCCCCUUUCAAAGUGCAACGUCUUUUAAUUCGCCUAACUUCAUAGGAAAACAUUCUAUGCAGUCAGGUUUUGUGCAAACUGACUCGUUCGAUAGACAUCUAGCCUCAUCGCCGGGCUUGCAUCUACCAAAAAGGCGUCGACAGACUUUUUUACAACCAAACAUGGAGUCGACGUUAGUGCAAAGUUCAAUGUUUGGCAAUGGCGAAACCAAGAGUGAUCUUGAUGACGAACUCAGUGUGUCGCUAAUAUCUGACUUUGCUGGGGAUACCAGUGUAGGUCUCUUUGGUAGCAUACCAGAAAGAACAUAGACACAAUCUCGUAAACAACCGGAAGCGCUGAACACAAUAGCAGAGGCAUGAACCUAAGGAUGACUCGUUUCUGAAAACAGCAUUGCGUCUGUCUGUUAAUCAUUUGAACACACCCGAGGAGGAUUUCCCUAGUCCCGCAGAAACAAGAAGUAUUAAAUACGGGUUCCCGGAUGUAGUUAGAAGUUUAAAACCGCAUGCGCUAGAACAUGCAUUCGGACUUAAUAAUCUUAAAGCCGCUAUUAGGAAUUACCAGACUGGACAACUUGGCUCCGAGUUUACCGACACUUACCCAGACAACGGCCGUAUCGAAUUCACCAAGAAAUGGGCUGAGUUUCUCGGCAAACGCUCCAACAAGAGAUGGGCCGAGUUUAUAGGAAAACGAUUUGGAGAGUACCUGGGUAAACGGUCAGGAGAAUGGCUAGGCUGAUUUUAACAUUGUCCACUGGUGGAAAAUGUAUAUGCCGGGAUAUAGAUUACGUUUGCUCGGUCAAUUUUAUUCAAAUGAGACUGUAAGUUCAAUGCAUACAAUAAACUGAUGUUUAAAGAAUAUUUUCAUGUGGGUAUAUAUCACUAGGGAAAAGGUUAAAAAUAUGUUUCACAUCCGUCGCGAUAACAUUCCUGGAUCAUUGUAUUGACCAGUCAAGGACAUUCAGCAGAUGUGUUAGACUUUAUUUACAUCACAUGUAUUCAAUGACCUUGACCUUUGUUGUCAAGUUGCAUCGCUCAAUCUUGUAAAUAUGGUAAUUUAUUUGUUUAAAUGUCUUCGUCGGGUGUGGCGAAAAUGUUAAGAAUUAAAGAAAAUUGAAUUUUC